GCAUUCUUCCAAACCAGUGCUGCCAAGUUUCUGUCAGUCACACUCACAAGCACCACAUAAAAAAAUUUCAUCUGGUAAAGGAAAAGUGAAAAAGAGAAAAUUAAGGGAGCUUUAACAAAGUGCAAGCCAAACCAAAAUUAGUUUUAACGCACGCCCAAACACUAAUUGCAGCAUCUCAAAAUAAACAGCAACACAAUGACGUGGGAACCGCAGGCAGAGGGACUGCAGCAGAUCAUUGCGAUCUUGAAGGAAUCUCAGUCACCCGACACAGCAACUCAAAUGGCAGUGCAAAUGAAAUUGGAGGAAUUCAAUCGCUAUCCAGACUUUAACAACUAUUUGAUCUAUGUGCUGACCAAAUUGAAAACAGAAGAUGAACCCACACGCUCCCUGAGUGGUCUGAUCCUCAAGAAUAACAUACGCAUGCACGGCAGCAAUUUGCAGCCGGAGAUUGUCGAGUAUAUUAAGCAUGAAUGCCUGCAAGCUGUCGGUGAUACAUCACCUUUAAUCCGUGCCACCGUCAGCAUCCUGAUCACCACAAUAGCCAGCAAUGGUGGCCUACAGAAUUGGCCACAAUUGUUGCCCUCACUAUGCGACAUGCUCGACAAUCAGGAUUAUAAUGUUUGCGAGGGUGCAUUUAGUGCACUGCAAAAGAUUUGCGAGGAUUCAGCGGAAAUCUUGGAUUCGGCAGCACUCAAUAGGCCAUUGAAUGUGAUGAUUCCAAAAUUCUUGCAAUACUUUAAACACAACAGUCCCAAGAUACGAUCCCAUGCCAUUGGUUGCAUCAAUCAGUUCAUUAUCAAUCGAUCCCAAGCAUUGAUGCUGCAUAUUGAUGCGUUUAUUGAGAGCCUGUUUAAUCUGUCGUCGGAUGAGGAUCAUGAGGUGCGCAAGAAUGUCUGUCAUGGUCUGGUUAUGCUGCUCGAGGUGCGCAUGGACAGAUUGAUGCCACACAUGUCACAGAUUAUUGAGUACAUGCUGCUGCGCACACAGGACUCUGACGAGGGCGUAGCCUUGGAGGCAUCUGAGUUUUGGUUGUCACUGGCGGAGCAAAGCAUCUGCAAGGAUGUGCUUGCUCCCUAUUUGAACCAGUUGGCGCCGGUGCUUGUGCGUGGCAUGAAAUAUUCGGAAAUUGAUAUUAUAUUGCUUAAGGGCAAUGUGGAGGAGGAUGACAUGGUGCCGGAUCGUGAGGAGGACAUACGUCCGCGUUUCCACAAGUCGCGCACACACACCAUUAAAAGUGGCGAGGGAGGUCAGGCGUCAGGAGGAGGCGGUGGUGGCGAGGAUGAUGAUGAUGAGUUCGAUGAUGGCCUGGACGAUGAUAGCUCGCUGUCUGAGUGGAAUUUGCGCAAGUGCAGCGCUGCUGCUCUCGAUGUCUUGGCCAAUGUAUUCCGUGAGGAUUGUCUGCCCAUUGUGCUGCCCAUACUGAAGGACACGCUGUUCCAUCAGGAGUGGGUGAUCAAGGAGAGCGGUGUGCUUGCAUUGGGCGCCAUUGCCGAGGGCUGCAUGGAGGGCAUGAUUCAGCAUCUGCCCGAAUUGAUACCCUAUCUAAUUGGCUGCUUGUCCGACAAGAAGGCUUUGGUGCGUUCCAUCACCUGUUGGACACUGUCACGUUAUGCCAACUGGGUGGUGAAUCAACCACAUGAUCAAUACUUGAAGCCACUGAUGGAGGAGCUGCUGAAGCGCAUCUUGGAUUCAAAUAAACGUGUACAGGAGGCUGCAUGCUCGGCAUUUGCCACGCUCGAGGAGGAAGCUUGCACAGAAUUGGUGCCCUAUUUGGAAUAUAUACUAAAGACACUUGUAUUCGCCUUUUCCAAGUAUCAGCAUAAGAAUCUAUUGAUCCUGUAUGAUGCCGUUGGCACAUUGGCCGACUCUGUGGGCCAUCAUUUGAAUAAGCCGCAAUAUAUUGAUAUACUGAUGCCGCCAUUAAUUGCCAAAUGGAAUUUGCUUAAAGACGAUGACAAGGAUCUGUUCCCAUUGCUCGAAUGCCUGUCCAGCAUUGCAACAGCUUUGCAAUCCGGCUUUCUACCCUAUUGUGAUCCGGUUUAUAGAAGAUGCAUAUCUCUAAUCGAGCAGACAAUCAAUCAGGAAAUGCUAUGCAAACAGAAUCACACAUUCGAACAUCCCGAUAAGGAGCGCAUGAUUGUUGCCUUGGAUCUGUUGUCCGGCCUGGCUGAAGGUCUGGAUCGGCACAUUGAGACCCUGGUGGCCAAUAGCAAUAUCAUGCAUCUGCUUUAUCAGUGCAUGCAGGAUGUGUUGCCUGAAGUGCGUCAAUCUUCGUUUGCAUUGUUGGGUGAUCUGACCAAGGCAUGCUUCCCACAUGUACAUCCAUUCAUGGCUGAAUUCUUUCCGAUAUUGGGUCAAAAUUUGAAUCCCGAUUUCAUUUCAGUCUGCAACAAUGCAACCUGGGCAAUUGGUGAAAUUUGCAUGAAAUUGGGUGAGGAAACCAAGCAGUACAUACACCUUGUACUAACCGAUCUCUUCAUCAUCAUCAAUCGACCGAAUACGCCAAAAACGCUGCUGGAGAAUACAGCAAUAACAAUCGGUCGUCUAGGUUAUGUGUGCCCAGUUGAAGUGGCUCCUUAUUUGCCCGAAUUUGUACGACAGUGGUGCACGUCGCUGCGUCACAUACGAGAUAAUGACGAAAAGGACUCGGCCUUUCGUGGCAUGUGCCACAUGAUCACGGUGAAUCCAGCUGGCGUGGUGCCCGAUUUCAUAUUCUUCUGCGAUGCAAUUGCCUCAUGGGUUAAUCCGCCACAGGAUCUGCAUCAGAUGAUACAAAAGAUAUUGCACGGCUUCAAGACACAAGUAGGUGAUGAGAAUUGGCGUCGAUUUGUUGAGCAAUUCCCGCCAACUCUGGCCGAACGUUUGGUUACCAUGUACCAGAUCUAAGUUGGAGUUGAACCAUAUACUACACAUAUAUAUACAGUAACAAUCCAACCAACCAACCAACCAAUCCACCCCAUAAUAAGCAACAACAUUAAAAACUAGACAAUUAUGUUCAAGUAUGCGAGUUAAGCGUGUCGUCGUCUUUAAAAAACAAACUUAGUGUAAGCACAGUAGCCAGACCGAUGUUAAACUAUAUUAUAUAUAUAUACUAUAUUUGCUGAUUCGAUGCACAUUCGAAUAAUUCUUAAAAAUUAAAUUUACAACAAUAUUUUGGAAAUUCAA
Molecule: messenger RNA, 3165 nt
Organism: Drosophila innubila
Lineage: Eukaryota; Metazoa; Arthropoda; Insecta; Diptera; Drosophilidae
Product: transportin-1-like
Exons: 10
Coding region: 196-2886 (896 amino acids)
Biological process (GO): protein import into nucleus
Cellular component (GO): nucleus; cytoplasm
Molecular function (GO): nuclear import signal receptor activity; small GTPase binding
Source: RefSeq, a predicted model, not a curated record